AUGGAUGAUCAAUUACGAGCAAUUGGAGUUUUAAAAGAACCAAAUGUUCAAAAAAUUAGUAAAAAGAAAGUUAAACCUUGGAAAGAUAAAGAAUUUCAAGAUUAUUUUGGAAAGAAUUUUUUGUUUGUUGUGGACGCUGCUAAAACAGGAAAUAUUGGACGGUUUUUAAAUCAUUCUUGUGAACCUAAUUGUCAAAUACAGCAUUGCUUGGUUGAUACUCAUGAUUUGAGAUUUCCUUGGUGUGCUUUUUUCACGACAAAAUUUGUGAAAGCUGGACAGGAGAUUACAUGGGAUUAUAUGUAUGAAAUCGGGUCAGUUGCGAAUAAAGUUAUUUUAUGUUCUUGUGGUUCAAAUAAUUGUAGAGGCCGAUUACUUUGA
Molecule: messenger RNA, 378 nt
Organism: Meloidogyne enterolobii
Lineage: Eukaryota; Metazoa; Nematoda; Chromadorea; Rhabditida; Meloidogynidae
Source: the annotation of a GenBank genome assembly